Marasmius oreades (fairy-ring Marasmius) is the source of this 901-nucleotide messenger RNA. RefSeq lists its product as uncharacterized. Bases 182 to 901 code for a protein of 239 amino acids. The transcript is spliced from 4 exons. NCBI's taxonomy places the organism in Eukaryota, Fungi, Basidiomycota, Agaricomycetes, Agaricales, Marasmiaceae. The record is from RefSeq and is a predicted model, not a curated record.
CUCUUGGCUCGCUCACCGUUGUCAAUGUGAGUCAAUGAUCGGACUCGAUAACGACGCCUUUCGUAUUACACGAGGCAGCUGCGGACUUCUCUUCAUCGAUCCCAGGAGCACUUUAGUUCUAGUACAUAAGGCAGCGACCUCAUCCGCAGGCGGUCUUCCCUAAAUCCCUCCCACCAUCACGAUGCCACGAAUUCUACCCAACAAACCCGACGCGGUGGAAAUUCCAGCUUGCCACGUUUCCGACUGUCCUCUGACCGUAGACCUCGUUCUCAAGACUUCAGACGGGAAGAAACUUGGUGCCCAUUCGAGGAAUCUAGAAGUUUACAACACUGCCUUUCCUUGUCUUGACUCAGUAACGCAUCGGAUAGAGGACCUCGUGGAACUCGCUGAGGACGCAGAAACUCUAAAACUCCUCCUCGAGUACUCCCAUAACUGCAAGCAUUCUGAUCUGCGAAAGCUUGAUGUUGAUGUUGUUAUUGCUUUUGCGACCGCUGCGGAGAAGUAUGGAAACUUUUUUGCUUCGGAGGUGUGUAAAGUGGCGAUGAGGGACUUUCAACGGUUCAAGUCUGCGAAUCAUUCGUUAGCCGUCCUUGCAUUCCGAGCCUUCCACGGGGAUCUGGAAGAAAUCGAGAGACUGGCUGGUCGGACGGUGAACUUGCCUCUAUCCACUGUAUGGACAUAUUGCAAGAAAGACCCGUUGUUCUUUUACAUAUGGACUGAAUUCAGGGAACAAUGGCGAAUAUCCCAAAAAGUCUUUUCUCGCGCUCUAAAUAAGACACCUCGAUCGUCAGACACCGAGACAAAGCAACUGAAGAUUAUUAGGGCCCUGGUAGCGGAAUGCGUUGUCUCACGUUUCGAUGUUGAUGCCCUAGAUAACGCCAUCACUACCGCGAGGGUGUGA